Molecule: messenger RNA, 1539 nt
Organism: Halichondria panicea
Lineage: Eukaryota; Metazoa; Porifera; Demospongiae; Suberitida; Halichondriidae
Exons: 11
Coding region: 60-1346 (428 amino acids)
Cellular component (GO): membrane
Source: RefSeq, a predicted model, not a curated record
AUCUUUCUAGCAUCUUUUGAGCCCCUCCCCUCUUUUUUUGACCAAGACAACCAACUGCAAUGGAGAUAUUCAAGCUGAGUUUGCUGCUACUGACAUGCUACUUGUUACCACACCACGUUGCAGCCAUGCCAGAUGGUCCUCCUGCCAGGGCAUGUACUUCUCUUCGUCCAGAACAUCCUGAAACAGAGCAGACUGGUCCAUCCUUAGUGCAGUUGGAUGGUAUAGGGGCAAUGUAUGAGCCAGGAAACACCUUUCAGUUCACCAUCUCCAGACCUACUGUCCCAUUCAAAGGCUUUAUGAUUCAAGCCAGGGCGUCUGAAUUUGGAUUUCCAUUCGGUAUUUUUAUAGAGCAAAACGAUGGGAAACAGAGAACAAUGCAGUGCCAGGCAGCUGAUGAUACCCUUUCUCACAUGAACAACGAGACUGUAACAUCUGUUGCAGUACAGUGGAGAGCUGACAAUAUUGAUGCAGGCAUCCCUAGCUUUAACUUCUACUACAGUAUUGUUCAGAACACCAAUACCUACUGGGUGAGGAUCACCUCCGAUCCAAUCCAAGUGAUGCGCCCGACCACUCCCCCUCCUCCUGUUGCCGAGGGGGAUGUCAACUAUCAGCUGGUCAAAGUUCACGGUGCUAUGAUGAUUGCAGCUUGGGGGCUGCUAGCUCCUGUCGGAAUUUUAAUGGCCAUUUUCUACAAAGUCGUAUGGCCCUCUGGAGAAUGGUUCUAUUCCCACAUAGGCAUCAUGGUGGGUGCGCUGGUUUUGACAAUUGUGGGACUAAUCGUGAUCAUUGUCCACGCAGGAGGGGCCUGGCUGACAACCACGCCGGCCAACGUUCCUCAUCAGAUCAUGGGUAUUAUAGUGUGCAUUGCUGUAGGAGUGAACCCUAUCCUGGCCAUAAUUCGCUGCGAUCCCAACAACGAAUGGCGUUCUGUUUUCAACUGGACACAUGGCACGAUCGGACUUAUUGCCGGGGAAGGAGCGGCUUUGGCUGCAAUGAUGCUGGGACUCCAUGCAUUCCAAGAGUUGCCUGGAGUGUACAGGGACAGAGUGCAUGCUGCCAUUUACAUGAUGUCUGGGGUGGUGGGUGUAUUUGUCAUGGUGCUGGCGUCAUACAAUCUCUACGACAUCAUGUUCAGGAAAUACCUCUCCCUGGAUCCUGAUGAGAUGGGCACCUCCUCCUCUGUGCCUGGUAAUAUACCGGACAAACCUUUUUACUCACGGAGCAACGAUGAGGAAGAGACUGAACCCUCCAGGGAUUAUCCCCUACGAGCUGGCCUUGGGAUUGGAAUAAUCGUGGCCCUACUGCUGCUAGUAUUCGCUACCAUUGGACUCGUAGGAUCUGCAUGAACAACGCAUUGCGCAUGCACUAUAGCCACACAACGAACCAUCGUAUAUACACAUACAGUAUCGCAUUUUUAGAGUUACACGCAGUAUACAUCCUUUUUACAGUACAUUAGCUCAUGUUAUUUCGUUAUGGGCAGUCACUGUUUCUGUUCUGUCAAUAGACGUAUAGUUUAUUCAUAUUAACACACGAAAACGA